Molecule: messenger RNA, 4413 nt
Organism: Marmota flaviventris (yellow-bellied marmot)
Lineage: Eukaryota; Metazoa; Chordata; Mammalia; Rodentia; Sciuridae
Gene: Gcsaml
Product: germinal center associated signaling and motility like
Biological process (GO): regulation of lymphocyte migration; regulation of B cell receptor signaling pathway
Source: RefSeq, a predicted model, not a curated record
GUGCGUGUGCAUGAACUCUCUUGCAUGUGCACACGGUUCUUUUCCCCUCCCCUCAGGGCCGUCUCUGCUUGCUCACUCCUGCCCGUUCCCCCGGCAGCCAGCACUUGGCAGGAGCUCAAGCGAGUGGUCAGAUGCCACGAGGACCUUGCGUGUUUUGCAGGGCGUUGCUCUGGUCAAGAUUGCCCCGUGGAGUGAAGCUGGAGCUGAGAAGCAGAGCUCUGUGGGAGGAUGGGAAAUUGUCUCCUGAGAGAGCUCAGCUGCCUGGGAAAGAAUCCAAAGAAGAACAGGAAGGAAAACCGAGGAGUGAAAAGGAAACGGCAGGAAGUGGCCAUGGUUGAAGGAGAGACUCAAGGUCAAGAUAAGAAUGGUAAAGAAUUUCUAUCCACUUCUAAUCAGGAACCCGGCUCCGAGGAGGUGUGCUACACCGUCAUCAGCCAUCCGCCCCUGCGCUGGCCCUCGCUGAGCUCCAACGACGACGGCUACGAGAACGUCGACCGCGCCUCGCGGCGCCCGGGGCGGUCCAGGGGCUCCCAGGAAACGGAGUACGCGCUGCUGAGGACCUCCACUGCCAGCCCCAUGGCCAGCACCCUGGAGCACGACUACGAGCUCGUGCUUCCGUGCUAGAGCCCGCUGCCGCCCCCAGCGAGGCCCGCGGGGCCAGGUCCGCUGCGGGUCUCUGCGCUGCCCGGGCGGCUUGUGGGCGGCGCCCCUGUGACUUGGGUGGGGUCACCUGGUCGCAGCGGCGCGGAGCGUGCACACUCUGCCUGCCAAGCCGGAGGUCGCCGAGGGUGGUACCUCCAGCACCGCGGUGCGCCGCGCAGGUCCUCGCAGCUCAGGUCCUGUCAUUUCUCCAGUUGCUGGCGCGGCACCUCCACUUGUACCUGCUCAUUUGGACCUGUCGUCUGCUUAAUAAACCCUCAGACCCUAGACCGAGGGCGGACUCUGCCGACCUGACACUGACUGACCCUGCUUUUGUCUUCUCCGGUCUUUCUCAGAGGAGGGACGCAAGUGUCCCAGAAAGAAAGGACAAAGGAUUCGGACGUGGUUGCUCGUCAGUCCAACCGUAAAGAUGAGGAUUCUUUUCAAAGAUUAGUAAAAAAUGAAAACAAACAAAAACUUCACCGAAAGUCCCUGUGCUUAUUUAUGGCUUUGCUCGCAGCUCACUGCGACACAAGGCUGGUUUUAACGCCUGCAUUCCCGGUGAACCUCAGGAGUGAGCCUCUGAUGACCGCCCUUCCUGAGAAGCUGCAGGCCAGAGCCCACAGUGUCUCCCAUAGCCACAGGGUCCCCCCUUCCCACCCCAUGAGCACUCACGCAGGACUCCAACCAAGCUCUGCCUGUCCUACUUGUUGCAUGCAGAUUUUGACUAGUUUUGUGCUUCUUGGUGGUGAUGUCGUUGUCUGAAAGAACUUAAUGGAAAUCGAGUAACUCCAGCACCGCCAUCCUGUUGGUCUAGUAAAAAUCAGACCACUUUAUGCAAACUGACAAAGUUAUUUACUCCCUGUAUGUCUCUGUCCUUAUUCCUAGUGUAUAAUAAGCCUGGCGUUGAAGGUGAGAUUGAGGGGCUGUGGUAGGGCUUGGUGGGCAGCUGGGGACUGGAAGGAGGGUGACCUCAGAGUUGGGGACAGGGAAGCCCAGGAAGUCGUGUGCUAAGUCCUUGGUCAUGCUAAGUCUUACCUGUUCAUCUGUUAGUGGACCUUUUGACAAGCAGGGUUUAUAAUUUUGAUGAGGUUAGAAUUAUGAAUCAUUUUAAUAUUUUGCUUUCUGUGUCCUAACUGACCAUUUUAGGCUCCCAAGUUAUGAGCAUGUUCUCCUGUGAUCUUGUGUUAGGCUUUGUGGUUUGAGCUUUUCCAAUUAGAAUUCUGAUGAAUCUCAGAUCAAUUCUGUUCACAGUGUAGUGUCAUGAAAUUAUAUUCUCAGAUUACAUUGAAAUGUAACCAUCUGUUUUAAUAUUCUCUUCUCUGCAUUAGAUCCACUGUAGACUGUUAAACAGAUGAUUGCUCACUGUUUGUGGUUAUAUUGUCACCAAAAAAUGUUCCUGCAGAGGAGACCUCAGCUCAGGACCAGGGAGGCUCUCCAUCCAUCUGAUUCAGAAGGAUUUCAGCACGUGUUAGUCAGAGACAGACUUAUUUGGGAAAGUGGAUACACAUUCAAGGGGGAAAUUUGGCCCAUCUGGAGAGUGGGUCCCAGGAUUCUUCUUCAAAGGAACCUGGAUGAGUUGUGUGGGAAGGACAUCAGUCUGGUGACCACAGAUGGUUUAUGAUGGUCUGGUGUUCUCAGGAUCCUCAGACUGAUGUGUUCUCUAUUACUGUUUGGUAGAUAAUGCUGGAAAAUCCCCUAACUUAUAGUUUUAUAAUUUUCUUAAAAUACAUUGUUAAGGGGCAGACAGAUGUGACUGGCGGAAACAUGAGGUUAAGGGAAUAAUUCUACAAAAUGGGCCUACUGUGCUGACCCCUGAAUACUUUUACUUUCAAAAAACAAUUUCCCUGCAGUUCUGUCUGGCCUAAGUGGACAGGAUAUGUCACAUUCCUGUUAUCUGCAGGGGAAAUGCAGGCCUUGAAAUGCUGAUAAGAACAACACAGUCACCCUGAAGGGGGAGACUUUUGUGACCCUUACACAGAACCAGUCAGCAUGGGCCAAGGUGACCUAGAGUAGUCAUGGCAGUGGGGACUUGAAAGUCUGAUGUCAUCCUGCUGUCAGUCAAAAGUCGGGAGUUUUCUGGAUUCUCUGGAAAGUUCCCUGGGAAUCCUCCAACAAAACUGGAGGGAAGCAGAGGCACACUGUCCCUCUUCUGUCUGAGAGGACCCUCUCUCUCUGCCCCCUGACAGUUCCUUUUCCCAUCCCUUGUAAUGAACUCAUGCCUGCUACUCUGAGUGCCGGGUCUGAGAUUGACUUAAUCACAAGAGUCGAGGUUUGAAGGGAAUCUUUGCGCUGCCUGGGUUUCCCAGAGCUUCACCCUGUAGCUGAUUGAGUUACUGGCCACUUGGGUUCAACUCCAUCUCAGGACUCCUCUCCUCCCAGAAGGUCAGUGGUGGGGUGGGGCUGGAGAGUCCUUUCAUCCCAGAACUUCUAGGGGACCCUGCCAUCCUCUAGCUGGCCCUAAAGCAGGUGGGCCAGAGGGGCAUUCUUAGGGGUAACCCAAAGCAGUUCUCCUAGGAAAUUCUGUGGUUUUAAAAGCAGACUGUGCUUGGAAUUUGGGGAAAAUUUAUAUACUUUUUAUUUUACAAAAUAUAAAUAUUUCCAUUAAAUGUAUUUGUGACAAGUAAGCAUUGCAGCCAGCCAAAAUACUCUUCCUUCCCAUUUUUUUGUCAAUUGUGUUAACUCUAAAUUUCCACAAGAAAGAUUACAACUUUUUUCAUAUUUGCAUAUUCUGCUCCAAGAAACUCAAGAUUGAUUUGUAGAACUAGUGCCAAGCUCAGGCUGCACCUCUCCUUGAUCAGGACUUUCUUGCUGGCCAAAUUGUACUCAGCCCCUUUGAACUCUUUCCCAAAGGGACUGACACUCAGCUUCCAUUACAGUCUCUGUGUUGUCCAAGUUUAGCAAGUAACCUGCUGUAGGUGACCAGGGACACCCUCAGGGCAAGGCACUGUUUGCAUCAGGUUCAUCAUCCUCUACCCCUGGGGGAGGCCUGGCCGCUGCCCUAGCCUGCCUUCAGCAAGAAUCCUGUGGAACUGACUUAGUCGGUGUAUCUUGGUGUUUCUUCCUAGAAACGCUCCACACUGACCAUCCUGCUCCUCUUCUCUAAAUUCUCCAGUCCGAUUUAUAUCUGGAUUUGAGCCCAGUCUCUCUCCCCUGCUGCAAAACCCCAUUACAACAGACAGAUUCACAUGAGGGAAACAAAUGGAGUUCAUUACACUGAGUUUUACAAUCCAUGGAAGAGAUCAGGGGAUCAGUAAUCCUCAGACAGGCAACCCAGACCUCCAGUGUCCCUGGCACCUUCAAUAAGAUUAGUGAAUUGUUAAAGUGACAAGGAAAAGGGAGAAGACUUCAGGUCUCCAGGAACAGCAGGCUGUGGGAAGGCAAAUAGCUGGCAGAUAAGGGAGAGUCGGGCAUCUCCUUCUAUAGAUUCCUCCUGUACCACCUCCAGGGGGAAGGUGUCAUUAUUGGUUGGGGCAGGAGGACCCUCACAGCUGGGGCUGUGUCCUGCCCCAGGCAAAGGGGACUCAGAGGCCCUUCCUGCACCAGCUCCUCCCAUGGCACUCAGCUUAAAACACUGAUGUUGAAGAGACAUGCACUGCUGAUCCACUAUGUCAAUCCAGUUCUUCUUAAGAGUACAUUUCAAUUUUGUGCAAUCAAUCCUAACAUUUUUUGAUUUACAUAAGUGAUGCUUGCUAGUGACCUGAAAUUUCAGUGUAUCAAUACAUGGUUGUCGAUUUGAUCUUUAAAUCAAUAAAAGCUGUCCUAUUUUGCCAA